Messenger RNA from Sphaerodactylus townsendi, 2179 nucleotides. RefSeq names its product urotensin-2 receptor-like. The record is from RefSeq and is a predicted model, not a curated record. Gene Ontology annotation, biological process: blood vessel diameter maintenance; neuropeptide signaling pathway; regulation of blood pressure. Gene Ontology annotation, molecular function: urotensin II receptor activity. The transcript has 3 exons. Lineage: Eukaryota; Metazoa; Chordata; Lepidosauria; Squamata; Sphaerodactylidae. Gene Ontology annotation, cellular component: membrane. Bases 269 to 1354 code for a protein of 361 amino acids.
UUCGACCCCAACAUACCGACACUAGCAGGGUGCGAGGAAUGCGAGAGAAGAGAAUUCGCAGCCCCAGACAGACACACGCCGAUCCUCACACGCUGCAGACCUCUCGCCACCACUGGCUUCAGACGCUCCAAGCAAAGGAACAAGAGACUGAACAAACAUGUCUUCGUGUCCGAAUGGGGAGCUGUAACCGUGCGACCUGGGCAGGUUUGACGAAGGAGGGGGCGAACCCCCAGGAUAUCCUUUGCAACUUGUUAUUUGCAAGAAUGGGAUGGAGCAACAGAGGAAACCACGAACUAGAAAAAGCAUCGAGAAGUUUGGCCAGAGAUCCAGCCGAUACUGUCUUCUUAUGGAGCCUUCACCGACCAAUUUUUCCUUGUGGAGUCCGCUGGGCAACACCUCUGCGUUGGAAGGGGGCGAGUCAGCAGCAGCCCUGGGAGCUGUGCUGAGUCUGAUGUGUGCCACAGGGGUGGCCGGGAACCUCUACGCCCUGGCUGUAGUGCGGGCCUCCCCACCAGCCUCCUCGCUGCGCGUCCACCUCAUCAACCUGGCCCUGGCUGACCUGCUUUACCUCUCGACGGCUCCCUUCAUUGUGCACAACGGGUUGGUGAAGGAUUGGCUUUUCGGGGAGGCGGGCUGCCGGGUUCUCCUCAGCCUCGACCUCCUCACCAUGCACGCCAGCAUCUUCCUGCUCACUCUGAUGAGCUGCGAACGGUACACCGCCGUGGCACACCCCUUCCAGGCCGUGCGCCGCGCACGACGGUGCCGCCGGCCUUUGGCCGUUGCCAUUUGGCUCCUCUCCUUUGCCCUCGCCCUGCCCAUGAUGGUCAUGAUCCACCAAGAGGAGCGUAUAAUGGGCGAGGGGGCGGUCGUCCGGCGUCUCUGCUCCCCAACCUGGAGCGAGGAGCAGUAUCGGGUGUAUCUGAGCGUCCUCUUUAGCACCAGCAUCGUGGCUCCGGGCCUAGUCAUCGGGUCGCUCUACUGGCGCCUGGCAAGGACCUACUGGCUUUCCCAGACCCGAGGUGGGUUGGGCCGCUCUCCGAAGAACCGCGUCUUCCUCCUCAUCUUCGUCAUCGUCUUGGCCUUUUGGGCUUGCUAUUUGCCCUUCUGGAUCUGGCAGCUUCUGCCCCUCUACUGCCCACUAGCAGCCCGCCUGCCCGUCCACACGGAGAUCUCCAUCAACCACUUGGUGACCUGCUUGACCUACGGCAACAGCUGCAUCAACCCUUUCCUCUACACUCUGCUGACACGCAACUACCGCGAGUACCUGCGGGCCCGCCAACAGGGGACGUUGCGCGCUUCCUUGCGGUGCCUUCAAAGCAGAGGCCGGCCUCAGGAGGAAGAUGCAGAGGUGUGAGCAGGACAGGUAAGAAACACAGGAUCUCUUGACAACCAGUGGCUGAAGGAAGGACCCCUGCGGAGGAAAUCCCCUCACUCUCUCUGAACUCCAGCCCCUGAGCUGUUGCUCGCUCCUUGAACAAGAAUGGCAGGUUGAUGAAAUGAGAUGGAGGCUACGCGUUGAAGCUCGGGAGUGCCCUGCAGUUGCAUGACAGACAGAAAACCAACAGGUGAAGGAUUUUCCCUCAACGCAGUGCAUACAGAAACAUGUUUUGGAAAAGUCCUCCGUGUUGUUUUUUUCCAGAUCCACAGCACAACUGCUUCUGCAUCUAUCCGCUUCCUAUACCUACAAUAGCAAAUCAAAGAUUGGAAUAGCACACUUGUGCUGCUCCGAAGAGGUACACUUAACUAAGGAUGAAUGAAUCUCUGUGGGUGUGUCCGGGUGGGUGGGUGGGGGUGUUCUUCCCCCUUCCUGACCUUCAAACACGCUAUUAUGCACAUACCGUGUUUCCCCGAAAAUAAGAUAGUGACUUAUAUUAAUUUUUGCUCCCAAAAGAUGUGCUAUGUCUUAUUUUCAGGGGAUGUCUUAUUUUUCUGUGUUCUGUUCGUCGGGCAUGCUUCCAAACAAAAACGUUGCUACAUCUUACUUUCGGGGGUUGACUUAUAUUUCGCACUUCAGCAAACCCUCUACUAUGACUUAUUUUCAGGGGAUGUCUUAUAUUUGGGGAAACAGAGUAUCCAUCCCUAAAUUGUACAUUUACCCACGUCUCUAAAUAUCCCUCUGUUAUUCUUUCACAGUUAGCAACUACGCUGUGCUUUGGGAUGAUAAACAAAGGGAACGCUU